Caretta caretta (loggerhead turtle) is the source of this 1988-nucleotide messenger RNA. NCBI's taxonomy places the organism in Eukaryota, Metazoa, Chordata, Testudines, Cheloniidae. The record is from RefSeq and is a predicted model, not a curated record.
AUGGGUGUGUGAGAGUAGGGGGUGUCCACUGGGUGGUGGGCAUGCAAGGUUGGGGGGUGCCCACAGGGUCUUGGGUGUGCCCACAGAGUGAUGGGCAUAUGAGGGCCAGGAGUGCCCACAGACAGCAGGCAUACCAGGGCCAGGGGUGCCUGUGGGGUGGUGGGCCUGCAAGGGGUACCCGUGGGGCAAUGGGUGUGCGAGGGCAGUGGGGGAUGGCGGGUGUGUGAAUGGGGGUGAGGCGUUGGACUCCCUGUCUUCACCUGGCGCUGGAGCUAAUGCCCGUCCCUCCUCGCAGGUGCCCCGCGGCCCCGCACCCAGCUCUGCAGCCAAGUGGUCAGCCGCUCCUCCUCACUGGAGUCCAUCCCCUACCGCCUCUCCAGCACCCCCAGCUGGCCGGUGAGUCACCCGCGUGCCCCUUGGGGAGUGGGAGGCCUGUGGGGGGGGCCUGGGGACUUACACAGGGUAUGGGGGGCAUGAGGGCCGUGCAGGAGCUGGGGGCCAUGUGGGGUGUGUGGGUGCCUGGGACCACAGGAGCUGUGGGGGAGCAUGGGGGGGCUGCCCGGGCACCCCACUCUGACUCACUCCAUCUCUCCUUUUCCCAGCAGGCUGCAGGAGCUGCCCAAACCCCCACUGGCUCCAGCAUCGCCACCCCGUCUCCAGCCUCCACCCAAAGCCUGUCCUACUGGGCCUCCUCCUCCUCCAACCAGACCCCUGGGCUGGGCACCUUCCCCUUGCGCCCCCCUGGGCAGGGGCCAGUGGAAGGUGAGGCUGGGCAGGGCCGGGGCCCCCCCACGCUGGCACCGAGCAUCUUCGCAGGUGAGCCAGGGGGAUGAGACACAGGACCCACAAUGGCAGCCAGGACCCCCAACUCAGCCAGCCCCACACCCCGUCCUGGGAGACCUGGGGAGGGAUGGGAAUGAGAGGUCAGGGGAUGCCCCUCCCAGCCCAUAGCAGGGUCCACAGGGCAUCCCCAAUCUGCCCCACUAACCCCUCCCAUCUGCCUAACAGAUCUGAGAGAGAGGGGCACCCCUCGGGGGAGCCAAAGCGCAGAGAGACCAAGACCCAUACAGGUGAGGGGGGGCAGGGGAGACUGGAUUCGGAGGUGGGGUAGGGGUCAAGCUGGGGGGCUGAACAGGCUGGGGGUUAAGCUGGAGGGUGCGCAGGAGCAGAGUGGGCUGGGGAUGGGGGGCUCAGAUUUAGGAUGUCUGUCUGCAGCAUUCUGGGUAAUUUCUUCUCUCCCCCAGCUAAGGUUCACCCCCCAGCUCAUCCCCUCCCAGCAUGGCAGGUGAGUGAGACUGGAUUACGGGGUCAUCCCCCACACAGAGGGGUCUGACAGAGGGGAGCCCAGAGGGUGGCAACGACCCUAGACAGAGGGGUCUGGGGGAGGGGGCCUCAGAAUGGGGUGAGCCCCCAAAAGAGGGGUCUGGGGAGGGGGGGCUCAGAGGGGAGGGACCCCUCCCAGGGGCUGUUCUGUCUCUUCACUAGGAUUCUCUCCCCGCAGGCCCCCCAGUGCCAGCCGGGCCCCCCAGCUGUAGCAUGUGGGGCACAGAAACUGCCCAGGCUCCCCAGCACCCAACGGACUCUGCCCCUGCAGCCCCCUAGGGACCGGAGUGACUGUGCCGGGGUGCGGUGGGAGGUACAGCUAGGGGAGCCUCCCCACCCUGUCACACUCCCUAACAGCCCCCCCAUACUACCCCCGCUGGCCCGGCCCAGGGGUCCCCCAUUCCUCCAACUCCCCAUGCACCUGCCUCCCCACCCAGCCAGCCCCAGGGCCAGGCCUGUUAUCCCCACCCCCCAGCUGGGAUCAGAGACACUUGGGGGCACCCCACUGGAGCCCAGACUCCCCCGCAGGUUGACAAUAAAUGUUGGGCUUUUCCAACUGGGGUGUUGCGUGUUUUGGGGGAAAGAACUGAGACUCAGCUGUAACCCCCCUGCCCCUUACCCUGGGGGGAUGUAACCCGAUUCCCUGCCCCCCAGCCGCUCUUCCC